Molecule: messenger RNA, 1290 nt
Organism: Penicillium mononematosum
Lineage: Eukaryota; Fungi; Ascomycota; Eurotiomycetes; Eurotiales; Aspergillaceae
Product: TauD/TfdA family dioxygenase
Exons: 3
Coding region: 1-1290 (429 amino acids)
Molecular function (GO): oxidoreductase activity
Source: RefSeq, a predicted model, not a curated record
AUGGCCCAGUCAUUCCCGCAAGUUCCUUAUUUGCCAGAUCCCAAUGGGGAAACUCGGAUUUUCGACUCUUUACGGGAAGGACCCAUGGAAAGAAUCCUUCCAUAUGGAUUUCCCCACAAAUUGGCCUCCGAUAUGGCUUGGAAAGGAGAAAAUAUCUCUAUGAAUUAUUCUUCAGGCACUGACACUCCGUACCUGUUAAUUCUUCAAGCUCCGCAGUUGGACGAGAUAGACGCAGCGCUCAGACACUUCCAACGUCAGCCAGCCACCGUUCUACUUCCUUUCUCCCCGCUCAAGACUGACGAGUAUCUUACAGAUCUGAAUCAGCCAAUAGAGACCUUGGACGCGUCAACGUUUCCUUUGCCGUGCUUGCACCCAAUUCUCCGGUCCGCAUCAAACAAUCUGCAUUCAGGCUAUGGAUUCACACUUAUUCGAGGAGUCCCAGUAGAACGGUAUUGUCGCAAAGAGCUCACGAUCAUCUAUCUCGGGAUCUCUUCCCACAUCGCCGCCAUCCGCGGUCGGCAAGACCAUCAAUUUGAAGGGCGGCCAGCAGACGUGAUGCUGGCCCACAUAACCGACAUGCGACACCCGGGUGACUCGCAGAACUUUUCCCUUCCAGCAUACUCAGACGGCGAAGUGGUAUAUCACACAGAUGUGGGGGAUAUCGUGUCCCUCUUCGUCUUAAGUGAACCCUCAAGUGGCGGUGAAAGUCUGCUUGCGAGUUCGUGGACCGUGUACAAUGCUCUCGCAGAGACCCGCCCCGAUCUGAUCCGCGUAUUAGCGGAGGACUGGCCGAUACCGAGGAUACGAUUUGCUGACGGCCUCACUAGUGCACAAGACCCCAGUCUGAUCAUUCACCGGCCGCUUCUGUUCUACCAACCAGCUUGCGGUACAGCCCCAGAACGGGUGAUCUUGCAGUUCUCUCGACGAUCAUUUUCUGGAUUUGGUUCUCGGACCCAGACGAAUAUGCUCAGCGCCAUCCAGGUGGAGGCACUCGAUGCUCUCCACUUUCUUGCAGAAAGGUUUCAUGUAGCCAUGAAGCUGGAGAGGGGCGAUAUGCAGUUCGUCAAUAACCUAAGCAUGAUACAUGCUCGUAACAGCUAUGUGGAUGGUCCAGACAAUCGCCGUCACUUGCUACGUCUGUGGCUUCGCGAUCCUCAAAACUCGUGGGUGACGCCGGAGCCACUGCGCAACCGUGCCGAUCGGAUUUUUGACGAAGCUUUUCGGAGGGGCCCGCAGGUAUUCCCUCUGGAUCCGAUCGCUAGAUCGGUGGGGAAGGCUGGAAAAGAUUGA